GCCGUGGUCACAUUUUGACACAGGUGUUAAAUAAAAAAGCUUAAAGCUUAUUUUUUUGUUUUAAGAUAAAAGUCUGAAUUCAUACAAAAGAUAAUAGUUGAAUCGAUAUUAAAUGAAUACAUGUAAAUUAGUUAACUGCAAGAAACAUCGAUGUUGCUCCACCUCUAGUGCCCUAUGUGCUCAGUAGCUGUAAUAAUAAUACUAACAACAACACUUCAAACUGCAUCGCAAUCGAACGCGGCAAUCCAAAGAUGACACUGACCGUGUGUGUCAGUGAUUAUUGGCAGCAUCGCCAUUACUUUAAUCAACAGCCGGCUAAUAGUCCAGUGCGUCGACUGUCCCUGCAACUGGACGCCAUCACUGCCAACUAUUUGCUCCGGGAGCUGCUCCAGCAAAAAGUGCUCGCCCAGAAGCUGCAGCAGAACGAUGGUGUGGAGCUGCUGUGGCUGGCAUUGUCGCCCCCAGAGCGAGACACCAUCGACUACAAGUGGGGCGAGAUGUUGAGGCAUACGAUAUGGGAGCAUGUGGAGGUCGAGCAUCUAAUGUCCUGGCUCUCGACGCUGGGCGGCGGCUUCUCAGCCCUGGGCGAACAGUUCGAGCGAUGCGCGGAGACAGCGGGCAAAAUCUCGCUGCAACAGCUGACAAUUGGUCUGCGCCUGGGCGAUCCUUUCCUGCAGGCUCGCUGCAAACUCUACUACAGCAUAUCGUUAAUACAGCGCGGCCAAUUGCGUCAGGCGAAGCAUUUGAUACGCAGCCAGCAUCGUUUUGCACUUCAAUUCAAGGAGUACGAUCAACGUUUGAUGCGCAUGUGCCUCGGCAUCUGGUUGCGACUGCGCUUCGAGUAUGAGGAGCGGCGGAGUAGGCGUUGCCGUCCAUCCGCUGGACACAGUCAGUGAUAAACUCUUAUAUUUUUCGUUUAGGUUUUUUUAUGCAGAAAGUUGGAAAGAGAGAGCGAACAAUUGUUUGAUGUUUUUUUAGUCGUUUUAAGCUGAAAUAUAUACACAAUUCUAUAGAUAUUCAAAAUGUGUGGUUGCAUUCAAUAUAUUUAUUUAUAUAAUAUAUAUAUAUCUGCAUAUAUAUAUAUACGUAUAUGUGUGUGUGGUGUAUGUAAAAUAUGUACGUAUCAAAUGCUUUUUAACAUUUAUUAAACUGCUCUCUCAUGGCCGGCAGCAAAUUCAAUACAUCGAAAUUUUGUUACUUAAACUAUGCAGUUUCUGUUUUUGCUCUUUGUUUCUUCUAAUGUGUGAGUGUUGUAAUUUCGUAUGUAGAUUAAUUAAUAGUAUAUGCUACUAAAAGAAUUGACGCGUCAUGCAUAUUCAAAGAUACAUUUGUCGCAUGUGUCGGUGAUUCAUUCUGUUUUGAUCGCUUAAUAAUGAGCCAUAAUUAUGCAUAAUA
Molecule: messenger RNA, 1395 nt
Organism: Drosophila sulfurigaster albostrigata
Lineage: Eukaryota; Metazoa; Arthropoda; Insecta; Diptera; Drosophilidae
Exons: 2
Coding region: 252-896 (214 amino acids)
Source: RefSeq, a predicted model, not a curated record